Molecule: messenger RNA, 309 nt
Organism: Rangifer tarandus platyrhynchus (Svalbard reindeer)
Lineage: Eukaryota; Metazoa; Chordata; Mammalia; Artiodactyla; Cervidae
Source: the annotation of a GenBank genome assembly
AUGGGUCAAGACCCUGUUCUCUAUAAAACCCAGAUGAAGAACUGUAUCGCAGGAAACUCAGAGGCGGUCCCUGGAGAACCAACUGUGGCUACUGUUCUGAAGGCGAGGAUGGCUCCAGAUGGCUGCCCGGGAAACUCACUGGGCUCCGAGGCCUGGUGUUGGCUACAGUCACAAGGCAGCCAGGGGCACACCCGGCCCAUCCUGCUGAGGGGCUGUCUUGCCAAUGGGUUUGCAGGGCUGUGCAAGCCUGGAUGGCAGAGAGCUGGAGGGAAAGGCCCUCCCGUAAAUUCUCCUGGCCAUCCUUUCUAA